This is a messenger RNA of Arabidopsis thaliana (thale cress), 1486 nucleotides long. It is a transcript of the gene OGG1, whose product is annotated as 8-oxoguanine-DNA glycosylase 1. Gene Ontology annotation, cellular component: nucleus. Gene Ontology annotation, molecular function: DNA N-glycosylase activity; catalytic activity; oxidized purine nucleobase lesion DNA N-glycosylase activity. The record is from RefSeq and is marked reviewed. Bases 120 to 1217 code for a protein of 365 amino acids. The transcript is spliced from 3 exons. Gene Ontology annotation, biological process: nucleotide-excision repair; DNA repair; base-excision repair. Lineage: Eukaryota; Viridiplantae; Streptophyta; Magnoliopsida; Brassicales; Brassicaceae.
GAAUCAAUUAUUUAGUUCGGUUCUUAAAGUUCAAAUUGGUUAAACCGGUUUAAAUUGAUACAUUAGUCGACCGUCGCGCAUUAAUACUGGUGUGGUGGUUCCGUUAACGAGCAACGGCGAUGAAGAGACCUCGACCUACAUCUCAGCCGUCGAUCUCUUCCACCGUCAAACCACCACUGUCUCCGCCGGUCACACCGAUUCUCAAACAGAAGCUACACAGAACAGGAACACCUAAAUGGUUCCCGUUAAAACUAACCCACACGGAGCUGACGUUGCCGUUAACUUUUCCGACGGGUCAAACAUUCCGGUGGAAGAAAACUGGAGCGAUUCAGUAUAGCGGAACGAUUGGGCCUCACUUAGUCUCUCUUAGACAACGUCCAGGAGACGACGCAGUUUCCUACUGCGUCCAUUGUAGCACAAGCCCUAAAUCCGCGGAGCUUGCGUUGCUCGAUUUUCUCAAUGCUGAGAUCUCGUUAGCUGAGCUAUGGUCUGAUUUCUCGAAAAAAGAUCCUCGUUUCGGAGAGCUAGCGAGACAUCUCCGUGGCGCUCGUGUGUUGAGGCAGGAUCCGCUCGAGUGCUUGAUACAGUUUUUGUGCUCAUCGAACAAUAACAUUGCGAGGAUUACGAAGAUGGUGGAUUUUGUUUCGUCUUUAGGGUUACAUUUGGGUGACAUUGAUGGAUUUGAGUUUCAUCAGUUCCCAUCAUUGGAUCGAUUAUCUAGGGUUUCUGAGGAAGAGUUUAGAAAGGCUGGUUUUGGUUACAGAGCCAAAUACAUAACAGGUACAGUGAAUGCUUUGCAAGCAAAGCCAGGUGGUGGUAAUGAAUGGCUUCUUUCUCUGCGCAAAGUCGAACUCCAAGAGGCAGUUGCUGCGCUGUGUACAUUACCUGGUGUUGGUCCGAAGGUAGCAGCUUGCAUAGCUCUGUUUUCUCUUGAUCAGCAUAGUGCUAUUCCGGUUGACACACAUGUCUGGCAGAUCGCAACAAAUUAUCUACUGCCAGACCUUGCUGGUGCAAAACUGACACCUAAACUCCAUGGCCGAGUUGCAGAAGCCUUUGUGAGUAAAUAUGGUGAAUAUGCUGGUUGGGCUCAAACAUUGCUUUUCAUUGCCGAGUUACCUGCACAAAAAACUCUCUUGCAAUCGUUUUCCCAGCCCAUUAACAAACUGGAUGAGUCUGCAGAAGUUAAUGAAACUAGCUGUGAUACGUUGAAGCCAUGACUAUGUGUCUACCUAAGCUACGAGGAAUCGUUUUCACAACCCAUUCUUGAUGCGUCAAGUCCAGAAACUUGACCUUGGAAGAGCUAAGAAAAUUCUGAAGCUGAUGCAGUAUUUGGCUCCCUGGCAAAUGAGCGUAGUUAUUUGUUAUGAUCAUUGUUUACUAAGGAACCAAUCUUGAUAUGUACUUGUAACUUUACAUUCAAACUUCCAAAUUAAAUUCUAAUUGUUUGUUCCCUUUGCAAUUCUCUUGAUUUGAAAUGAGAAUUUUU